Molecule: messenger RNA, 1068 nt
Organism: Dothidotthia symphoricarpi CBS 119687
Lineage: Eukaryota; Fungi; Ascomycota; Dothideomycetes; Pleosporales; Dothidotthiaceae
Product: guanine nucleotide binding protein, alpha subunit
Exons: 6
Coding region: 1-1068 (355 amino acids)
Biological process (GO): adenylate cyclase-activating G protein-coupled receptor signaling pathway
Cellular component (GO): heterotrimeric G-protein complex
Molecular function (GO): GTPase activity; G protein-coupled receptor binding; GTP binding
Source: RefSeq, a predicted model, not a curated record
AUGGGUGUCUGCAUGAGCUCGGGCACCGACGAUGUCGAGCAGAAGAAGCGCAGCCAGGCCAUCGACCGCAAGCUGGAGGAGGACUCGCGGCGGAUACGGCGAGAAUGCAAGAUCCUGCUGCUGGGCUCCGGCGAGAGCGGCAAGUCGACCAUCGUCAAGCAGAUGAAGAUUAUACACCAGAACGGCUACACGCAGGAGGAGCUGGCCAUGUACCGCCUGACCAUAUACAAGAACGUCAUCGACUGCGCCAAGGCCCUCAUCGGCGCAAUGCGACAAUUCGAGAUCCAGCCAGAGCACCCGGGCAACGACGAGCACUGCACCUACCUGCUCGAGUACACGGUGGACCCAGAUCCAGAGAAGCCCCUCGAUGCGCGCGUCGGGCAGGCCAUCACAGCCGUGUGGAGCGACCCCAGCAUCGGCAAGGUGCUCGAGCACUCGAGCGAGUUCUAUCUGAUGGACUCGGCACCAUAUUUCUUUGACGAGGUAGUGCGAAUAGCAGACCCCGACUACAUCCCCGUAGAAUCCGACGUGUUGCGAGCGCGUACCAAAACAACGGGCAUAUACGAGACACGUUUUAAAAUGGAACAAUUGAGCAUACACAUGUUUGACGUGGGAGGCCAGAGAAGCGAGCGCAAGAAAUGGAUACACUGUUUCGAAAACGUCACAUCAAUCAUUUUCUGCGUGGCAUUGAGCGAAUACGACCAAGUGCUGUUGGAAGAAAGUUCACAAAACCGCAUGAUGGAAAGCUUAGUACUCUUCGACUCGGUGGUGAACAGCCGGUGGUUUAUGAGGACGAGCAUCAUCCUCUUCCUCAACAAAGUCGAUCUGUUCAAGGCAAAGCUUGCGCGAUCACCACUCGGCAACUACUUCCCCGACUACUCAGGAGGCAACGACGUCAACCGCGCCGCGAAAUACCUGCUCUGGAGAUUCAACCAGGUCAAUCGCGCGCAUCUAAACUUAUACCCCCAUCUCACACAAGCCACCGACACAUCCAACAUCCGCCUCGUCUUCGCCGCCGUCAAAGAAACGAUACUGCAAAACGCACUCAAAGACUCUGGCAUAUUAUAG